AUCAUUUCCAGCAGCAGCAUGGGAGCAGGCAGCCACCUUCCCUGUGCAUUGCCUUACACUGAGGGGGCCCACAGGGGCGCACACGCCCCAUUCUCCACCUCUGCACCGGGACAGUCACCUAUUAUCAGGCACUAGGCUGCUGGAUGGCAUUCCUGGCUGGACGUGUACAGAUUGCACCUUCUAAAGCGGCCGAGAUGUGACGUGGGCCAUAGCAGCGACUGCUGGAUGUUGGAAUACUCCCUAGUGCCCCCACACUAGUGUCUGUAGCUGGCCUGUGCCUUCUCGCUGCUGCAGCCUGGGAAUAUCAACCAGGGGGUUGCAGGGUGUCUUCCUAAUUGGAUCAUUCAUUGCAGCCCUGACAGCAGGACAUCACCAGCUCAGACAAUGAACUACGUAGGGCAGCUUGCUGGACAAGUCUUCGUUACUGUGAAGGAGCUAUACAGGGGCCUGAAUCCGGCCACUCUGUCCGGCUGCAUAGACGUCAUUGUGGUGCGUCAGCCCAAUGGCAACCUGCAGUGUUCCCCGUUUCACGUGCGAUUCGGGAAGAUGGGAGUUCUGCGCUCAAGGGAGAAAGUGGUUGACAUUGAAAUCAAUGGAGAAAGUGUGGACCUACACAUGAAACUUGGAGACAAUGGAGAAGCUUUUUUCGUUGAGGAAACGGAGGGUAAUGAGGAACCCAUCCCUUCCCACCUGGCAACCUCCCCUAUAUUAUUGGACGGCGCUUCCCUCAUGGAGGCUCAGCUGAAGAGGAACUCGGCAGAAUGGCCGAGAAGUCUGGACCCUUCCAGCUCGGCUCAGACUUCCGGCAUCAUGUACUUGGCUCAGCCCGGCACGGAUAAUGCCACCAGUGGCUCUGUCAAGAAGAGACGAAAACGAAGGAGGAAAUCCAAGCUGGAUAACUUAAAGAGAGAGGACAAUGGGGACACCACAGAAGAGGAGGAUAUGUUCACCAUAGACAUGAGCUCUGAAGAGGAGGCCGAGCCUCUGGAAACUGCCAGAUCUUCUGUCCAGAACAAGCAGUUGCAGGCCAGUCACUUCUCCAAACUCAACACCUAUCCCCAUUCAGAUGGAGAGUGGUCGGCUAGGCAUAGUCCCCCAGGUUCCCGUCCUGCUACACCGAAAAGUGACUCUGAGUUGGUCAGCAAACCAAUGGAGAGAGGAAUGGCCCCCAGUGAGCUCCCAAUGCACUGGGCCUGGGGAGAACUACCUCAGGCUACCAAGUCUUCCCCACAUAAAGUGAAGGACACCAGUGUUGUGAACAUAAAUCCUUCAGAGACCACACAUUUCAGGAUCAUACCAAGUCCCUCCGACGAAGGACAAGCCCCUUCAUCAGAACCAGCAGGGGAACAGCCCACCCCAUUAAUUGUAGAGGAAAUUGGCCCUGAAUAUGAUCCGCAUAGUACGUGCGAAGCCGAUGAUGAAUGUCAGGGAGUUUCUGCCCCGAGUCUCCAUCCUUACGAAGAGCCUGUACCACCCUCUGCCAGUAUAAGUCUGCCAUCGAGCAAGACGGACUCCCCUUCCAAGAAAAAAGACAAGCGAAGCCGUCACCUUGGAACUGAUGGAGUGUACUUGGAGGAGAUAACCUGCAUGGAUCCUGAAAUCGCAGCAUUAUAUUUCCCAAAAAGUGGGGACUCGGCCACAGCUGGGAAGAGCCCAGGAGAUAAUGGGUCACGUUCCGCCAACCAGUCGCCGCAGUCUGUGGGAAGCUCUGGGGUGGACAGUGGAGUGGAAAGCAUCUCUGAUGGGUUACGAGAUCUGCCGUCCAUUGCUAUAUCGCUUUGUGGAGGCCUCAAUGACAAUAAAGAAUUGACAAAAGAUCAGUUUAUAAAGCAGGUAGUGACGUACCAGCAAUUUGUGGACAAUCCUUCCAUCAUCGAUGAUCCGAACCUUGUUGUGAAAAUUGGAAACAAAUAUUACAAUUGGCCAACAGCUGCCCCCGUUCUCCUGGCCAUGCAGGCUUUUCAGAAACCAUUACCUAAGGUAACUGUGGAUACUCUGAUGAGAGACAAGAUGCCCAAAAAGGGUGGGAGAUGGUGGUUUUCCUGGCGUGGGAGGAACAGCAGCAUUACAGUGGAAUCCAAGGUAGAGCAAGGACUGAGCGGAAAAGGACCUUAUAUUACUGAGCAACCUGCAGGCUCCAACAUUGAACAGAGAAUAAAAGAUGAAUCUUCCUCCAGCGAUGAGGACCCCAGGGCAGCCAAGCUGAACGUAGGCUCUCUGCAAUCAAACCAGAGCCACAUUUCAUCAACUGGCAUUACUUAUAAGAAGACGCUUCGGCUGACCUCUGACCAGCUUAAAAGUCUGAAGCUAAAAAAUGGCUCCAACGAUGUAGUAUUCAGUGUUACCACUCAGUACCAGGGAACCUGUCGCUGCGAGGGCACCAUUUACCUGUGGAACUGGGAUGAUAAAAUCAUCAUUUCUGAUAUUGACGGCACAAUUACCAGAUCGGACACAUUAGGUCACAUUUUGCCAACACUCGGAAAAGAUUGGACUCAUCAGGGUAUCGCAAAACUGUAUCACAAAGUUAGCCAAAAUGGUUAUAAAUUCCUCUACUGCUCAGCACGUGCCAUAGGAAUGGCAGACAUGACAAGAGGAUAUCUACACUGGGUUAAUGAGCAUGGGAUGGUAUUACCUCAAGGACCUGUCCUCCUGAGUCCCAGCAGUUUGUUCUCUGCACUGCACAGGGAAGUAAUAGAAAAGAAGCCUGAAAAAUUCAAGAUUCAGUGUUUGACAGAUAUUAAAAACCUCUUUCUCCCAAACGUGGAGCCCUUCUAUGCUGCUUUUGGGAACCGGCCUACAGAUGUUUAUUCAUAUAAGCAAGUGGGAGUUUCUUUAAACAGAAUAUUUACAGUCAACCCCAAAGGAGAGCUCAUCCAGGAGCAUGCGAAGACCAACAUCUCCUCCUACGUCCGGCUCUGUGAGGUGGUGGAUCACGUCUUCCCCUUGCUGAAGAGAAGCCAUUCCUCAGAUUUCCCUUGCUCUGACACCUACAGUCAGUUCACAUACUGGAGAGAACCUUUACUGCCUUUCGAAAACCAAGAUAUUCACCCUACGGCUUCAUAAAGACAAACUCCAUAUGUCUUUUUAUUGUACCUGCUACAUUUCAGCGCUCUCCGGCCUUUCAGCCCCACUCGGAGAAAGGAGACUACAAUAACUAUCUGGACUUGAUCUCAUCCAUGUGGGAUUAUUUCUGCUGUUUUCUUGGAAGUUUCUAUAGAAUGGAGUUCUUCAGAGAAAUGUAUUGAUUGACAUGAGUAAUUUGUGCUCUCUAGUACACGGCUGGAGGGCUGUGUGGAGUCCUGUAAUACAACACUCUGCACCUCAGCCUCACUCACCAGGCUGCCACGGUCUCAGUUUCCACCAGAGAAAGGAGUCAAGGCUAUGAAAUCCUACAGUGUGAAGAAGGAUGCAAUUAAAACCAUUCGUCCAUUGUUUUCCCAAGUUAUUGGCGUAUUUCUUUAGGUGGAAGACAGGGCUUAUUUAUUAUUUACAGGCUCCAUUAGACUAACUUCCUUUUGCAGAUAUAUAAGGCACAUUUUAAAGUGCUCGCUGUAUUGAAGGACUUUGGGUUGCAACAGUCAUAGUGAAUUUUGAAUAGUUUAGAAAAAAAAUUACAUAUCCAUUAGACUUGAUUUACUAAAACUGCAUUGUCCCCCGGAGUGUGGAACAUCAUAAUGCCUGUAACCCCUGCCUUAAAGGGGAUCUCCACCUUCAGAGGCUUUGGUUGUCCGGCCAUUUUUAUUUAUUAUGUAUUUGCCUUUGGAUACCGCAACAGAUAAACUCUGGUGUGUACAUUGGAUACAGUUUUAUCUACAAAGCAGAUCUGUGGCGUCUAAUUGUCAAAAAUAUACCUGGACAAUAGAGUUCCUAAAGGUGGAGUUCCCGUUUAAAAAAAAAAUAAUAUAUAUAUAUAUAUAUAUAUAUAUAUAUAUAUAUAAUCAGAACCCUAGAUUGCAGGUUUGCAGCAGUUUGUUUUUGUUAAGGAACUUUAUUGACCCUUCAAGGAAGCUGCUUGUACAUGCCACUUUGUCAGGUCAACAGAUGUGUCUAGGACUUUGCUCACUAACAUCAGGUAGGUUUUCAUGUACAUGAGUGAACUAUUUAAUAUACCACCCCACAUUGCACUAUAGUACUGUAAAUGUAGCACUUAUUGUAUUAUAGGUCCACAGAUUGUUACAUGCUGUUGUAUCUAUUACAAAUCAACCUAUUUGCAGACUUAGUCACUUACCAUGGAUACAGUAAAAUUGUAAAGACGUACCAAUGUCCCAAAGAGCAAGAGUCGGAUUGGCCAGUUCCAUUUUGGUAUGAACACUUCUUACCAGUUUGCAGUAAGAGAUGCGGCAUUUGUUACAAUGGGGUGCAGCAAUGAGAAUUGUCAGCAUUAGGGCACACGAUCCACCUAGUCUUGGCCAGAACUGGAAUAAGGUUUGGUGACCCGUGAAAAAGCUAUUAGUCUUUAGUUGGCUUCCAUUUUUAUUCAUUAUACAUUGGUUCUGGUAUAGUCUAAACUAACACUUCAACUAAGGCUAUACGAUGACUUCUGGGUUGUGUCCCAUUGUGAAUCACAGCAAAAGGAUUUGAUAUCUGACAUCAGCCAAAAACACCAGACAUAGAAGAUGGUCAGUGUCUAAAUGAGUGUGCAGUGCAAAACUCUGGCCUGCAGGUGGCGAUAUGCUGUAAGGGACAGUUUGCAUACUUGUCCCUUGGCCGGUUAUACCCCGCGCCAUGUAAAAGCUCACCCCCCCCCCCUCUUCCAUUGUCUCGCUGUGUAAGACAUCCUGUCAAGAGUUUAUCCUUAGGCUUUGAUUUUGCUGUGCAAAAAUAUGCCCCCAUACAUCGGAUUGCAGUUCUCCUAUAUUACCUAUAUGUAUAUGCAGAAUUCCAUAUCACAGAAAUGGAAUAUUGUGUGGACUUUAUAUUCUUUCUAAGAAAGAAAAGCCUUGGGCCGGUUACACAAGUAAUGCUGGUUUCUGUUUAAAAAAAAAAAAAGGGAAAAAAAAAAAGAAAAAAAUGUUUUUACUCACCUAUAUACUGUACGCCUAUAUUUUUUUAUUGUGUAUCUGAUGCGAGGAUGUGUUGAGCAGUGUUGUUUUGUAAUGUUUGCAUUGUUAUUGAGUAUAUAGAAUUGGGACUGAUCCCUGGGUUUAAAAUGACGAUAUUGUUACUGGAAUGUUGGACGCAUUUGUGUUUUAAUAUGCACUGUAUAUAUUACCAAGUGAUCACAUGUUUAUCUCAUAUGGAUAUCUUAAGGGUAGGCUGAAAUCAGAAGAAAAAUAUGUUCUCCGGAGCUCUUCAGCUUUUUAUAUAUAGAUAUUUUUAGAGUUAAUAGAAAAAAAGCAUUAACGGUGCAUAUUCUAUUCAGUAAAGUUAUUUAUUGUAGAUGUGAAAGUGACACAGUGUGCCUAUAACAUAUAUUGUACGAUCCCUAGUCUGUAAUUACCUACAGCCUGCGGGUGUGUGACCAGGGUUAGCCCACUGGGAAAAACUCAGCACUGGCAUCUUAACAAAGGAAUAGACUCUCGUAUACACAAUGUGAGAAAUAUAGAUUCAUAAAUCAGUUUUGGGAUUCAGCUAAAUCUUAAGGAUUUUUUACCAAUGUUUGGGUUCAAUCUAAUCCGAUCUUAACUUUGCUCUCUACAGUACUCCGAUUUAUCACUCGCCAGAGCCAAGCUUAAUAUUUAGGCGUCUACUGCUUAAUAUUAAGAUAUCAUUUUAACUAUAUGGUUGCUUAGUUUUAGUUACUUUUUUCAGCAUCAGUGCUCUACAGACUUUCUGGGACAAAAAUAUUAGGUUCGAAUUUGGUGAAAGAUUUUUCAGUGAUGAUUUCUUUUUAUAAAAAUAAAAAUAUCGGUGCGUUAAAUCCCAUUGAAGAAAAAGCGACACAAUCGCCAAACAAGAACCGAUUACAUUUGCCCACCUGGAUCUGAUUCAGAGUUGGACGGAGAUACAGUAGCAAGUUGCAGCCGCUAAUGUGAAUUUUUGUUAAUGCUGCAGCAGAUGGGCUUCCUACCGAGACGGCCACCGGCUACAGCUCUACUCCGUUGCGUUGAAAGUCGCUCCAUAGAGCAGACAAUGUACGCCACCAUCGGACAUAAGAGCAAUCCUUGGGUUGUUGCUCAGAAUAUCUGAUGGUACAUGGCGACGGGUGCUAGUGGAACGCUUCUUUUGACGAGUCCCUGACACCAGCACGCUCGCCAAUCAAAGUCACCGCCCAUCAUUGUCUAUCGAAAUUGCAUGGAUCUCCAUGCACUUCCAAUAUGCGCUCGCCAUUGGCAACCAUCUUAAAGUAUGGGCAGUGUGUCUCAGAUGAAUGCGCAUAUUAAAACAUUGUGCGCUUGCGCCAGAUGUUCUAACUUUACCCACUUCUGAUUCAGGCCCUCUGUCUUUAAAUCUAUUAAAAGGUAGCUUAUGCCUUUUAUUGUCAUCAGUAACCGAACACAAUAGCUUUCAUUCAGCCACACAGCCAAAAUAGAUUCUGUGUAAAGUAUUUUGGGGUAGAUUUGCUAAAACCUCUAAAGAGGAAAAGUGGGGGUGUUGUCUGUAUAAACCAAUCAGAAUUCACCUAUCAUCUAGAAUACCGUAAAACAUGAUAGCUAGAAUCUGAUUGGUAACAUCCCCAACUUUUCCCUUUUUAAAAUGUUUGCUACAGUAUAUCCCUUAGUGUUUUGUCGAGGAGUGAGAGCUGCUUUUAAUUUAGUUUUCUUAUAAAAGUUAAAGCCAGCAAGGCUUUCUUACCAUAUAUGCAAAAAUAAAGUGUUAUUUAUUUUUUCAGCUACUUACUAUAGCGAUUAAACUGUUGUAUGAGCCAAGUUUGAUUUCAGUUUUAAUUACUUGAUUUUUUUGCUUCAAUCCUGAAAGACUUUAUUUUGAUUGAACAUGUGUUAUUAAAAUGUGAUGUGAAUUUGAUGGGAGUUACAUUUUAAUGCAUUUUAUGUUUGAGCCAAUGUUGCUAUUUUAUGUUUGAGCCAAUGUUGCUAUUUUAUGUUUGAGCCAAUGUUGCUAUUUUGUUUGAGCCAAUGUUGCUUGCUGUACAUUAGCCACUUUGAUACUGCACACGUGGACUGAUGUUGCCAUGUUUGUGCUCCUAAUUUAGUGCCAUUUCCAGAAAUUAUCCUAUCAAAACAUAAGUAGGAAAAUACUUUCAAAAGAUGACCGCUAUCUUCCUGUGUGUACGCUCAUCUGACCGCACCAGCAGACCUCUGGAAAGUCAUAAGUAAUCCGGAUGCUUGAUCAAAAUGCUUAGCAACUGGAUCACAUGUCAUUUGUUCAGACGUUUGGGUGGGUUUAGUAUGAUUUACCGACAAUGGCAAUAUACCAACAACGACAUCCCGCCAUCAGUAUGCCGGCAGCGGGGAGAGCGCAAAGAGUCCCCUUGCGGACUCGGUAGCUCAAUGCGCUUGCCACAGGUUAUAUUCCCACUCUGUGUGUGUGUCGUGGAAACCCACGAGUGGGAAUAGCCCCAAUGAGCCAGGAUUCCGGCUGUCAGUAUUGUCAGCAGUCGGGAUUCCAGCGUCUGUAUCCUGACCGCCGGCAAAUUAACUGCAUCUCUUUUCAGGCUAAGCAGCGGGGCUGACCCAUGUAUACUGCACUUAAGACCAGAUUGGUUCCAAUAAAUUGUUAAAAUGUAACUCCCCUGCCAAGGAAUUGUAUCAGGUUUAUUGCAGAUUGCCAUCUGAUUUUCAGUAAAUAACUAAUAAACUAUUUAUACAUUAUAUACCGUGAUAUUAAAGAGCAGAGAGAUCCUCCUGGAUCUAAGUAAGACUGGAGAGUACAUAUAAUCUGUAAUCAGUCUCUUAGACCCAAGUGUACAGAGAUCUAUGCCACAAGCUAACACAUGCGUACUGUUGUAACUGUGUGUAUGUAGAGUAAUGAUUGAAGCUAAAGUUUUGAUGAUGUGUAGGUUGUUUAAGAUUAAUAAUAUACUGUAAUAAAUGGACAUUGGUUUAAAGAAAAA
Molecule: messenger RNA, 7954 nt
Organism: Pseudophryne corroboree (corroboree frog)
Lineage: Eukaryota; Metazoa; Chordata; Amphibia; Anura; Myobatrachidae
Gene: LPIN1
Product: lipin 1
Exons: 20
Coding region: 385-3063 (892 amino acids)
Biological process (GO): positive regulation of transcription by RNA polymerase II; cellular response to insulin stimulus; fatty acid catabolic process
Cellular component (GO): mitochondrial outer membrane; nucleus
Molecular function (GO): phosphatidate phosphatase activity; transcription coactivator activity
Source: RefSeq, a predicted model, not a curated record